AUGACGCAGUGGGCGCCGCCCCCGCUAGGCAGCGCGCCUCUCUGCUUCCUAACCUUGCUCCUGCUACUGAGCGCCGACUCAGCGGUGUCUCGGCAUCCGGAGCCGUACUAUGGCCGUCUGAUCGGGCGGCUGACUCAGUACGCCCACGGCAUCAGGGGCACCGUGUACGCAGUGGACGAGAGCACGAUAUUCGUGCGCGGCUUCGCUUACGACGGCACCGGACCCGACGCCUACUUCUGGGUGGGGGACACGCCCCAGCCCUCGCCAGAGGGCACCCUAGUGCCCUACCCCGAGGACUACUCUAGCAGGGACCCGCCAGUGCUGUCUGCCCACACCAACUCCGACAUCCUGCUGCGUUUGCCAGCCGGCAAGAGACUGCGCGACAUCAAAUGGAUCAGCGUCUGGUGUCGCCGAUUCACAGUGAACUUCGGCGACGUGUUCGUCGGUCCAGGCCUGGAGCCGCCCAGGGCUAGAGUGCUGCCGGAGUUCAAGCGGCUGGCGCACGGCCUCCGCUCCGGGAACAUCAGCGUGCUGGACGCGAAGACCUUCUACAUACCGAACCUGCAUUACGACGGCGCCGGCCCAGACGCCUACUUCUGGGUCGGCAACGGCACGGAGCCCAAUCCAUUUGGGACCAAGGUGCCCAACGAGAUGGGCUCCCUGAACCCAUUGCGCGGCUACCAAGGCGAGGACAUCGAGAUCCAGCUGCCGGGCAGGCUGACCGCGUACGACAUCGACUGGCUCGCCGUCUGGUGCGUGGAGUACCGCCACAACUUCGGCCACGUGUUCCUGCCCAAGGACCUGGACGUCCCGCCGGCCCUGGGCCAGACCAAGAUCACGCCGGCUUGGUGGUAUAAUCCCACCAGCUCGACAACAUCCCAGACGCCUUACAGCAACACGAACAACUGUAUGGAGGUCCUCGACAAGAGGCUCCAGGUCCGCUGGGAGGUCCAGGGCGAGCAGCUGCAAGUGCGGCUGGCGGCGAGGCUCAGGCCGGAGCACUACAUGGCCUUCGGCCUGUCGGGAGCUGAUGGUAGACCCGCCAUGCUGGGGGCGGACGUGGUGGUGGCCUAUUGGGACACCAAGACCAACCAACCGCGCGUGGCAGACUACUCGAUCAGCCAUCUGGCGCAAUGCGACGGCGAGAGGGGUGUGUGCCCGGACCAGAGGUUGGGCGGCAGCAACGACGUGGUCCUAGUGUCCGGCGAGCAGAAGGACGGUAUCACCACGAUCACGUACCGGCGGCCGCUCGGGGCCGUGGAGCCGACCCGGGACCGGGCCAUCCUCACCUCCAGGCCCCAGUCGGCGGUGGCGGCCUUCGGGCCCCUCAACUCGCGCCGCGAGGCGAACGCCCACUCCUUCAUGGACACCACCAGGGCCGACGUGCAGAUCGACUUCGGCGCCCAGAACGAGCACAGCUGCCUGGGGCUGGCGCCGGCGGCGGCCGGGGCGCCGGCGCCGUGGCCCCCCCGCAUCAUCGCGGGCCGCACCCGCAUGAGCGCGCGCAUCGGGCCCGCCGGCGGACUCAGGGGCUACACCCCCAUCACGGACAACGAUCUUGAUAAUGGAUAUUUACCGGGCCACCCCUCUUGGGGCAUAGCGUGGUAUAUUGACGAUCUGCUGAUACCGGAGAUAUACGUGGAGCGGGGCCAGACGUACACUUUCUUAGUGGAGGGCGGAGACGAUAGGACCAACCCCGCGAAGUUCCACCCCUUCUACAUCAGCGACUCCUCUGAGGGGGGCUUCGGGCAGAAGAGAGAGGAAGACCAGCGGAAGCAGCGGGUGUUCGCUGGCGUCGCUUACGACAACGAGGGCUAUCCCUACCCAACUGCUGUGGGCCGGUACUGCGAGUGGACCCACAAAACAGUGGACCAGUGGGCUUCAGCCGCCACCUUCGAGGAGUACAUGGCCACUCUCCAGCUGGAGUGCAACGAGGGGGAAGCGGCAGUUCUCAACUGGACGGUCGCACACGAGACGCCGGACCUGGUCUAUUAUCAGUGCUACACGCACAAUAACCUCGGCUGGAAGAUCCACGUGGUGGAUCCCGGCGCGCCGAUUCCGAUGCCCGGGGGAAGGGGCGCUGACCUCAACGCGGCGAACCAUAUCGCGCCCCACGCCGUGCCGUUGGCGCUACUGGCGAUCAUGGCGGCCAACAUGGCGACCAACAUGGCGGCCAACAUGGCGGCCAACAUGGCCGCCAGG
This is a messenger RNA of Iphiclides podalirius (scarce swallowtail), 2202 nucleotides long. The record is from the annotation of a GenBank genome assembly. NCBI's taxonomy places the organism in Eukaryota, Metazoa, Arthropoda, Insecta, Lepidoptera, Papilionidae.